AUGCUCUCCACACGUGUAGUGAAGGUCAUUCUAGGUGUUGCGAUCGUGCUUAAUCUUGCCUACUUUACUCAUAUAUAUUCUAAUGAAGAGGCAAAGCUUCGACAGCUAGCAUUGAAACACGCUACUUUUCAAAAUUACCAAGCUGAUGACCAGGUAGAAAUCCCCAAAAACAAACCUUACAGCGAGUAUACACCCGAGCAAAAGGUGGCGGAACUUCUUCAUAAAGUGGAACAGGACAAAGAUACUUAUUGGUUGGCGCAGACGGAGGUGACGGAACCCGAUUUGGUCAUCCAACCAAAGGAUUUUUUGCCUGGUGAAGAAGAUAGAAAAACCUGGGUGAACCGACCAGAGAUGUUCUACGAUCCGAGGUUCACAUUAGCAUUGUAUCUUGACGAAAUCAAGCACCAAUUGGUGACGAAAAAUCCCAAGAAUGAAAAGGCAAAAGAUGUGGAAAUUACAGUUCCUUUUGCUUGGUCGGACUGGAUGGACCUCACCAUGCUCAACGAGGAGUUGGCAAAGCCCCAGGAAGAACGGGUGGACUGUGGAUGGCUCCAAUCCAAAAUCAACAAGGCCACAAAAUACCCCAGAUUUUGUAGCAAUCAUCGAGAUAUCACCGAUGCCGAUGCCCAAAAACUCGGAUUACCGUCCAAGGACUUUCUUCCUGGGUUUGUUGUACACGGCUCUCCCAUGAACAAAGCUCCUCAUAAACAGGUGAUGAUGCAAGGAAAAGCGUUCAUGUUGGCGUCACAGGAAAACCCCAUGUCCAUCAUUUUCUUGACUAAAGACGGAACCUACGAGGCUCAGGUUCUGGAGAAAAAACGAAUAGUCCACACUGACAUGUUCGAGCGAUACUUGGACCGCAAAAACAUCAACGCCAAUCAUCUUGAUGACAUCGGAAAUAGUUUGGUGAUAAACUGUCAGGAGGAAUACCGCCAGCUUCUCACCACGGUUCCGCCUCGUCCGCUCGAUUUAGGUGAUGAUAUCUACCGCAUGAACAGCAUAGCGAGAAACAAGGACGUCAAUGCUUCGAGGGAAAUUUUCCUUGAACCUGAAGCCUUCAAUUAUCGUGAAGAUAAAGUAAACCAACAGAUCAAGCAGUACGAAACAAGACUCAACAAAAUGGAGCUUGCCAUGACAUCGGAGCUUCAUUAUGAUCCAGCAGUUCUUGCUGAAAACCGCUUAACCCGCCAUGAACGCAACCAUUAUGAUGGGUUGAAAAUGGCCAGUAUUACGCCGGUUGACAACGAGCCCACCUACUACAAAUUGGCAACUUUGUUGAAAGACCAAGAUAACAAAGAUCCCGGCUGGCAUAACGAAUGGCGUUUUUUCAACGGUGCUUUACGUUAUGUUCGCGAAGGCUACACUACGCAAGAUUUGGAGAUCAGAGAGCAAAUUAUAUUGGAUCGUUUGAUACGAAACUGGUUUCGUUUCGCGGAAGAAAAGGGCAUUAUCUCAUGGAUCGCUCACGGACCUCUUCUCUCGUGGUACUGGGACGGGCUCAUGUUUCCAUUUGACAUUGACGUGGAUAUUCAAAUGCCUUCAUCGGAAUUGAACCGCUUACUGAAAAAUUAUAAUAUGACUUUAGUAGUGGAAGACAUUAGUGAGGGUUAUGGUCGUUAUCUUAUCGACUGUUCUACCUUUAUCCACCAUCGUGACAGGCCUCAGAAAGACAAUCAUAUUGAUGCUCGGUUCAUCGAUAUCGAUACCGGAACCUACAUCGACAUCACUGGAGUUGGCAGAAACAACGAGCAACCUCCUCCCGAGUACGAAACAUACAUUCGCAACAAAAACUCCAAGGGAGAAGAGGUGGAACUUUACAUGGAUCGUCGUAAACACUGGUUGAGUUUCGAGCAAAUUUCACCAUUACGAUACUCGAUGUUGGGAGGAGUUCCCGUAUAUGUUCCCAACGAUAUCAUGUCGAUGUUAAACUACGAAUACAGCAAGGGUACCACGGCCUACCAUUUCAAUGGCUACUACUUUGUGCCACAGGUGAGAUUAUGGGUACUCGAAAAUCAUCUUACACCACUCUUUGAUGAGAAUCUUUACAAAGACGGCGACAAAGUCAAUCCAGAUAAAUUGGUGGAAUUGGUCACCCAGAUGACCAUAGAAGAUAAGGUUCGGCUUCUCGAGCUGAACCAGGACGUUUUGAUGGAGUACUACCUCACACACAAGUACACCAUGUAUCAUGACAUGGAGAAAAAAUUCAUGUUGGACCAUUCAUUACAGCAUCUGAUUUUAGAGUUGAAAGACAACAAAAACUACCAUCGACUCACAUCCAAAUUCAACAUGGGCAAGCCCUUGCGCAAGUGCUUGUAUGAUUUUGAAUUUAUCGAGCGGUUGAAGCAUAAGGAGCAAUAG
Meyerozyma guilliermondii ATCC 6260 is the source of this 2358-nucleotide messenger RNA. RefSeq lists its product as uncharacterized. Lineage: Eukaryota; Fungi; Ascomycota; Pichiomycetes; Serinales; Debaryomycetaceae. The transcript has a single exon. The coding region runs from base 1 to 2358 and encodes 785 amino acids. The record is from RefSeq and is a predicted model, not a curated record.